Messenger RNA from Chenopodium quinoa (quinoa), 1838 nucleotides. RefSeq names its product inosine-5'-monophosphate dehydrogenase 1-like. Gene Ontology annotation, cellular component: cytoplasm. Gene Ontology annotation, molecular function: IMP dehydrogenase activity. The transcript has 5 exons. Gene Ontology annotation, biological process: GTP biosynthetic process. Bases 97 to 1611 code for a protein of 504 amino acids. NCBI's taxonomy places the organism in Eukaryota, Viridiplantae, Streptophyta, Magnoliopsida, Caryophyllales, Amaranthaceae. The record is from RefSeq and is a predicted model, not a curated record.
AAACGACAUUCAUCAUCAACUCUAUAAAAGGCAAUUGGCCGUAUCUACCGAAGACAAAACCAGCAACUCAUUUAUCUGAGAAUCAUUGAAGCAGCAAUGGCAGGAACACCCCAAAACCUAAUUCUUGAAGAUGGUUUCCCAGCAGUAAAGCUUUUUAAUCAAGGGUAUUCAUAUACUUAUGAUGAUAUUAUCUUUCUCCCCGGUUAUAUUGAUUUUGCAACUGAAUCAGUUCAGCUUAAUACCAAGUUUACCAAGAACAUUUCUUUAUCAACUCCUUGUGUUUCAUCUCCAAUGGAUACUGUUACUGAGUCAUACAUGGCAGUAGCUAUGGCUUAUCUUGGUGGGAUUGGUAUUUUACAUUCCAAUAACACACACUCUGAGCAGUUAGCUCUACUCGAGUCUGCCAAGUCGCGGCGUAUCCCUUUUGUAUCUGAUUUUGAGGUUAAAUCCCCAUCUGAUGUGAUUGAAUUGAGUGAUUUUGGGUAUGGAACUGUGAUUUUGGUUACUGAGACGGGGAGCAGGAAAUCGAGGGUUUUGGGGUAUGUGUUGAAGUCUGAUUGGGUGAAUUUGAAGAAUAAGGAUGGUAGGGUUUGUGAUUAUAUGUUGAAAUUGGAUUAUUCAGUGCCAAGUAGCUAUCAUUUGGAUCAAAUUGCUGGGUUUUUGGGAGAUAAAGGGGUUAAAUUGGUGCCAACUGUGAGAGAGAGUGAUGGGGAAGUUGUUGAUGUGAUGACAUUGGAGGAUAUAGAGAAUUUUCAGAAGUAUCCGAUGAGUGGUUUGCCGUCGUUAACUCCUAAUGGGGAUUUCUUGGUGGGAGCUGCAAUAGGGACUAGAGAAUCGGAUAAAGAGAGGUUGGAGUAUUUGGUGAAGGGUGGGGUUGAUGCAGUGGUGUUGGAUAGUUCUCAAGGGAAUUCUAUUUAUCAGCUGGAUAUGAUUAAGUAUAUAAAGAAGACAUACCCAGGAUUGGAUGUUGUUGGAGGGAAUGUGGUGACUAUGUACCAAGCUCAAAAUUUGAUCAAAGCUGGAGUUGAUGGGCUGAGAGUUGGCAUGGGAUCGGGGUCGAUUUGUACAACUCAGGAGGUUUGUGCCGUGGGCAGAGGACAGGCUACUGCUGUAUACAAAGUUUCUUCUAUUGCUUCACAAAGUGGUGUCCCUGUCAUUGCUGAUGGAGGCAUAUCAAACUUCGGACACAUUGGUAAGGCCCUGGUUCUUGGGGCUUCUACUGCGAUGAUGGGCAGCUAUCUAGCUGGUAGCACUGAGGCUCCUGGUGCUUAUGUAGUGCAGGAUGGUCGCCGUCUUAAGAAAUAUCGAGGCAUGGGUUCUUUGGAAGCAAUGACAAAAGGAAGUGAUCAACGGUAUCUCGGGGACAAGUCUAAGCUUAAAAUUGCACAAGGUGUUGUUGGAGCUGUUGCAGACAGGGGUUCUAUUCUACACUUUCUGCCAUAUGCAAUGCAAGCAGUUAAACAAGGUUUCCAGGAUCUUGGUGCCUCGUCAAUUCAGUCUGCCCAUCAUCUAUUGAGAUCAGAAGUAUUAAGACUGGAGGCUCGAACUGGUGCAGCACAAGCUGAAGGUGGAGUCCAUGGCCUGGUGUCUUAUGAGAAGAAGGCGUUUUAAAAUGCAUGCUGACAGAUGCUUACGAGAUGCAGUAUACAACUAUACAUAACUGAGCUUUGAUAUAUUGAUCAAAUUGUAUGCUUUAUCUUGCUCUUUGUUGCUACUUCUCUUAAUAGAAUGGGGUAAACUAAAUGCUCUGCUAGGUAUAUGCUAAACAAUCCUCAAUAGUUUUGAAAGUCUAUUGUUGAAUUUAAUCUCAAUAAAAUUCAGAAUUUAUGUUACUUGAA